AUGAAUAGAAUGGACUUAAGCGAUAACUACAAAGUCGCCCUAAGUCGGCUUCACCAAUUAUAUAACUCCUUACGCAAAAAUAAUGAAGAUAUGUCGAUGAACAUAAGAGAAUUCGCAACGAACUCAGUUCAGUUACGGUCUCGCAUCCCGGAAAAGGAUAGAUCGAAUGCUGCAAAGGUAAAACUAUUGGGCAUUCUCUGGGAUACGGGAAAGGACCACCUACUACUACAGUCGAAACUCGAAUUUCAGAAUAAUCCAACAAAACGCAGUGUUCUUCGCACUAUCCACUCCAAUUUUGAUCCGUUAGGAUUCCUAAUCCCACUCCUGAUCCCAGCCCGAGUAUUUCUUCAAAGUUUAUGGGCCAAGGGAUAUGAAUGGGAUGACCAGCUAUCGAACCAAGACAUAAAAUGUUGGGAGUCUACGUGCAGGAAUGCAGAUGCGUUUUUUAAACGCCUACAUCGUAGUAUUUGUCCCUCUAAUCCAGUAGGAAAACUCGAAAUCUGCACCUUUGCCGAUGCUUCUAAUAAUGCCUACGCAACCUGUUGUUAUCUUCGUAAAAUUCACGGAAAUACUAUCGAAAGUGAAUUAAUAUGCGCCAAAUAUCGUCUCGCUCCCAUAAGCCAUUUAACACAACAGAGAACGUUAACUACUCCUAAGCUAGAGCUUUUAGCACUAUUAAUUGCAUCGCAGUUAACGGACUUCAUUUGUAAUGAACUCGACCUUCCAAUUGAUACCAUUCGCAUUUUCUCGGACAGUAACAUUGCAUUGUCGCAACUUCAUUCGGGUCAAAACGCGGGCACAUUCGUGAACAACCGCGUUCGAAAGAUGAGAGCUCUUUAUGAGUCAUGGCAACGUAAAAAAAUGAAAUGGUCGGAGUCGGAAGUAUUGACUCAAUUGCACUGCGUCGAUGUAAACGAGCAUUCUACAAUUUUCCGCUACGGUUUAUCGAAUUGGACCAAAAUGAAGCGCGCGACAGCCAUAGUUUUGAAGUUUAUAAAAAUAGUUUCGAAAUCGCGCUAUAAAGAUCCAAGUUCACAAAACAGAGAAGUAUCUUUGUGUUCGGAGCUAUACCACGUCUCAGAGAACAGAGACAUUAAUGCGAAAGAUCUGCAAUUAGCAGAAAACGUCCUUAUUCGAGAUCAUUACCGUAGUAUGACUGAAAAACAGCUCCAAUCGUUCAAACACUUGAAUUUAGUAUCGAAAAACCAUAUAUACCGCUGCAGAGGGCGCCUCGAAAAUUCUCAACUAGCAUUCGAAGCAACGAAUCCAAUCCUUCUCUUGCCUAACCAUGCGCUGACUCGGCUGAUAAUAAAAGACACACACGAAAAAAUCGGACAUCAGGGGGUGAACGCAACGCUUUCAGAAAUACAGAGGAACUACUGGAUACCACACGAGGAACUCCUGAGAGAAACAAAAAAUUCACUCGCACGUUUCUGGGAGAUGUGGUCACAACUCUACCUCACAUCAUUGCAAUUUCUUAGGAGUUCUCUUACUACCACUCGUUCGUCUCGAAUCCAACCUCACGUGGGAGCCGUUGUGCUCAUUGAGGAUAGUAACAAACCUCGCUCGCAAUGGAACCUCGGCAUUAUAACAGCUCUACACCCAGGAGCUGAUAAGAUAAUUCGCUCGGUAAGUGUUCGAAAGGCAAAUAGAAUCAUCACGAAGCGAUCCAUAAACCAACUUAUUCCGCUUGAGAUAUCGUCCUACGAGGAGACAGUACAAAAAAUCGAUGAAUCGGAAAGUCGGAGGGAAGAGAAAAAGCGAGAGUCGGAAAGUCAGCCUGUGCCGAUACGAAAACAACCGCCGCGCAGCGCAAAAAAGCAUGUGCGAUAUGCAGAGAACAUAGACGUAAUUCCGAGCUUUUUCAGCAGCAUCGCAAGUUCCCCUUUGCUUCUGAUUACGGUUUUAGUGAUUGCUGGACUCGUAACUCCAUCAAGUGCCUUGAGCUCGUCAGCCAAUUCCCCGUCAUUGGAAGUAUUAUGCAUUAAGGGAGGCGUUUCUAUUCGUAAUCUUAUACCUCUUUCUGAUGUACAAGCAUGCGCGCAAAAUCACUGUAUCGAAACGCGAGUCUUCGAUGAAGAAACAACCGUAAUGUUCCCCGCGAGCGUAUGUUUACACGCCUACGAUGUUCGCGUUAAAGCCAGCUUCGAGCAUGAGAAUAUAAUCAGAUCCGUUACGUGUCCGCCUAGUCCGUUCUGUGAGAUGAUCGACUACUAUUUUUGUUCACUUAUGAUUAACAACCCAACCUGCUGGCCCCGCACGGCCAUUGCUAUCGUAGUCCUCGUCCUAUACGGAUUUAUCACGUCCGCCAUAGUUUUCGUAUGCUUCUGUAGGCGACUCAUUCGCUCAACUCGAAUUCUUUGGGGUCAUCUUUUUCGGAGUUGUUCAGAUACAACAGAAAAUGUCCCUCUUGUUGCCGUUUCACCUCAUCGCACUCAAUUGAAACGUUCCGCCUUCGUUACCGUCUUCUCUGUCGUCAUGAUUAGUGUCGUAAUUCCACCCAUCCUUAGCUGUCAGGAAGCAUUUACAGUAUCUACAGAUCAACUUGAAUGUUCACGCAAUAACUUCGACUGUCAUUUCACCAAAAAUGCCCUAUUGAAGAUUAGUCCCUUGUCGAACGAAGCAUGUGUAACCAUUGUGUCAAACGGAAUUAUUAAGGAGCAGAUUCGAGAUCACUUUAUUACGAACUACCUCGCAUGUAACCUUAAUAUUCUAUCUACUCUACCUUUAACCUUCCCCAACUUCUUGAUCGAACCAUCGCCCAAGGGCAGCCAGUAUCCUAUCGUCACAACUCAAUUAGCCUCUCUCGAAAUCGCGAUUUCCAUGAACAUUUCAAACGCACGCCUCUCAAACAUAGUCGACACCUUUAAUUGCUCUAUCGUUACUUCGCCACUGACGGGCUGCUAUGGAUGCACACAAGGAGCAACAGCAAGCUUUUCAUGUCAAUCGGACCUAGAAAACACUCUAGCCCAAAUAGAUUGCGCCACUCAUUCGUUCGCUAUACCCUGUUCACAGAAUUCGAAAACAACGGUCGUACGCUUUUCCUUCUCUGUUGCCCAGAUUAAGGAAAUAUGCAAGGCUCGUUGUGGUUCCAAUACA
This is a messenger RNA of Ostertagia ostertagi, 3099 nucleotides long. Lineage: Eukaryota; Metazoa; Nematoda; Chromadorea; Rhabditida; Trichostrongylidae. The record is from the annotation of a GenBank genome assembly.